Molecule: messenger RNA, 903 nt
Organism: Aspergillus heteromorphus CBS 117.55
Lineage: Eukaryota; Fungi; Ascomycota; Eurotiomycetes; Eurotiales; Aspergillaceae
Product: phenylacetaldoxime dehydratase family protein
Exons: 1
Source: RefSeq, a predicted model, not a curated record
AAAACCCACAUCUGGCUAGCCUACUUCCCCACCCCCACCGCAUACCAAACCUGGUGGGCCUCUCCCCCUGUCACGGCCUUCUGGUCCUCGCUCCCCCCCGAUGCCGGCAUGUGGCGCGAGGUUAUCUCCCCGGGUCGGGAGUAUACCCAGCACGGCACGAACGGUACGGAGCCGAUCGGGAUGGGCUGUCUCGGGGAGUCGAUCAGUGUCGCGGAUAAAUCAGGGUACUGGGGGUGUUAUCGCCACCGAAUGGCGGCGGGGAGGGGGGAUAGGAUGAGGUCUGAGAUCUCUGGGCCUGGAUCUGGAUCUGGACAGGUCACUCGGAGUCCUGGGGAAGACGGGGAGGGGGUUCGGUUGGGGAGGGUGCAUAUGACGGCUUUUCCUGACAACAUGUGUUUUGUGGUCGAGGGGCAGGAUCAUUCCGCCGUUACUGGCAAAGAGAAGGGGGUGUGGUUUGAGCGGUUCGACGGGUUAGUGCGAACGUGGAUUGACGAUCUGGUGACCGCUGGGCCAGGUGAGGGGGUGUUGGGGGCCAGGAUUUGUGGCGUUGCUGGGAGUGGGAGGUUUGCGGGCCCGGAGGCUCCGUCGGCGUCAGCGUCAGAAGUGGACUUGGACUCGCAGGAGGCAUGGGAGGCGCUAGAUUACAAGAAGAAGGUGCAGCUGUUUUGGUUCAGGGAUCUGGGAUCCAUGGAGAAAAUCGGGAGGCGCAACGCCGGGCAUGUCAAGCUGAGAAGCAGCUUUCUGCAGGCCUAUGGGCCGGGAGGGGAGCUGAGUGAGGGAGGGGGCAUCAGGCUGUGGGUGGAGACGAGUGUGCUGAAGAGAGGCGAAGUCGAGUGCGAGUAUGUUGGGUGCUGGGAGGGGACGGGAUUCAUGGCGCUUCAGGCGGAGGAAGGAUUUCGCUAG